Molecule: messenger RNA, 2766 nt
Organism: Hansenula anomala
Lineage: Eukaryota; Fungi; Ascomycota; Saccharomycetes; Phaffomycetales; Wickerhamomycetaceae
Gene: RTP1
Product: Rtp1p
Exons: 1
Coding region: 1-2766 (921 amino acids)
Biological process (GO): protein secretion
Source: RefSeq, a predicted model, not a curated record
AUGUCAGAAAGGAAAGGUCUCAAUGUUCCACAGCUGUCAAGGGAAACAGCAUUGGAUAAGAUCUUUCGAGAACUUUCUGAGUUUAUAACGAUUGAUGACAAAGAGCCUAAAGAUGCUAUAGCUCAACUUUAUGCCAAAUUGGAUGGCGAUUCCAAUAAUAGAGUGGAUCAAAUUAAUGCUGUAUUAGCAAAAUCAUUCGAGUUUGUUUCCAAGAUUCAAGAUUACUCUUUACGCAAAGAAGCUCAAAACAAAGCCAGCGGCGAUCCAGAAAAAGUCAACCUGAUUACAAUCUCACUACAUGAUAUGAAAUAUUUCAAUGAGUUGAUGAAUUUGAUCAUUGUGCAAGGUAUCUAUCCAUGUCUACCAACUGGUGUUGGUAUCCCAUUGGAACAAAGAAGAUUGAAAAGCUUCAACAUUAGAAGUAAACUGUUCAGAUUUGAAAAGGUACACAAUGGUCUAGAGACAUUACAAAAGAUUGUCAAGUAUUUUGAAGUCGUGUUUGAUAAAGGUGGUGAUGUGAAGGACUUACUGCUAAAGGGAAGUGGCCUAACUGAUAUUUUAACUGCUUUGACAGUUCUAGUAAGUGUUGAUCCUUCAUUCAAAUCAGCAUUCCAAAAGUUUGAAAACAAGAGUGACACUUACAAUUUAUUCAACAUUUAUACCAUUCUUUUGCAAACCACUAGAAUACCCAGAUAUCAAGCGUUUUUAAGUGAAAGACUCACAAGUAUAACUGUACACAGAGAGAAUGGUGUCAUGAGUUUAAUCGAUUUUGUUGUCGGUAUAAGAGAUGAUGAAGAUGUUAAUAUUGAUAAAUUCAACAAUGUCAACAGAAUAUUGAUAGCAAAACCAAAAGACAUGACAAGCGUUGAAUAUUUUACAAAGCUUUUCAAUCAAAUUUACGAGAUACUUGUUUUCAUUAAUAGACCUGUGAUGUCAUCAGUUGUUGUGAAUUUCAUUAGAGUCCUGUACAGUAAGAAUAAGCGUAUUAUUCAUGAUUUUUUGUUCAAAAAGAUUUGGAACAUCUUGAGUCCCGAUACCUCUAACUUCAAGCAAGGUGAAACUGUUGUUGAAGCUAAAGAAUUGAAUGAUGCUAUAAAUGUUUUGAUCUCAUUGACAAAGGAAACUUCACCGGAAUUUUUGAAUGAAUUCUUCUCCAAGAUAAUAUUGAACUUAUGGGCAUAUAUGUUUUAUCUCAAAAAGAAAAAGCUGGAGUAUUACAGUAUAAUCAGCAACAUAAUGGUUUCAUUCUUUACAAUUACCUCAAAUAAUGAUUUUUUGGAAAAUACUCUGCUGAAUCUCAUAAAAUCAGGUGGUGAUGAUUGGAAAUUUGAAACAAAUUUGGAGAAUAAAUUAUCAAGUAUUGUUAAAUCGAGCAUUUUAGAUAAAAAUCUUUCAAGUGAAGAAAUCUUUGACGAUCUGGAUAUUGGACUUGAAAUAAUUGUGGAGCUAUUCAAAAAUUUAAAUAAUGAUAUAGUGAGGACUCAGUUUUUGACUGUUUUGAAUAGAUGGAUUUCAAAGCAAAAUAAUGACAAUUUGUUAGACCAAGAAAAUCCAUUUAUAAUAUUAAUAGAUUUGAAGUUCUUGGAAAAGAUAAAUGAUCAGUUCAGAGAUGCACUAUUGAAUAAACCUGAAGAUGUUUUAUUGGUUGUUAGAAAUUUGUUGACAACAAGAUCUACUCAAAACUCCCUGAAGAAAGAGGAAACCAAUGAAGAAGUUGAUUCUGAUGACGAAGAUGAAGAUGAUGAAGACAUAGCAAACCCUGGAAAUUUGAACAUACUUUUAGAAUUGCUAUCUGCUAUUAUUUCAGAAACUAAUCCAAUUGAAUUAACGAGACACAAACAUACUUUAAAAGAGAUUUCUCAAAUCCUGAUCAAAUUUUCAUCAGAUAAGCAUUGUCAAGCGUUACACAAGAGAAUCGAAGAUUUUUUAAGUGAUGAAAAACAUACUGUUAACAAUGGUGAUGAUGAAAAAACCAAAGAUAAAGAGCUUUUAGAAAAAGCCAUCACAAGUAUGAAUGAUCCAUUGAUUCCAAUCAGAGCACAUGGUCUAUAUCUAUUAAGGCAACUUAUCGUGAAAAGAUCACCGGUCAUCUCAUUAGAUUUCGUCAUUGAGCUUCAUAUUGUUCAACUUCAUGAUUCUGAACCAUUCAUCUACAUGAACGUUAUCAAAAGUUUGAGUGAAUUGAUUGAAUUUGAUAAAGAUGCCACAGUGGAUUUUCUAUGUGAUUUCUACACAAAAAAGGAAGAAAAACUUGAUGAUAAGUUGAAGAUUGGUGAAGUGAUAUUAAAUUUUAUAAGUAAAACUGGUGAACUAUUCACAGGUCCUUUGGCUGAUAAGUUGAUGGCUAAGACUCUUGGUGUCAUUCAAAAUUUUGAAGAAGAUAACAGAGUUAGAAUGUCUGCCAUGUCAUUGAUAGGUCAAGCAUUAAGAACUAAUGCAAUUGGAUUGGAAAAAUUCAUCAAAGAUGCCUUGGAUUGUUCAAUUGGUAUUUUGGAACUUGAAAAAGAGGUCAUCAUGAAACGAAGUGCUGUUGUUCUAAUUAGUGAUUUGAUUUCCUUUGGUGGAUUGGAUAUUGUUCCUAGAGGAUACGGUGAAAAAUUGAAAACUGUCUUAUCAUAUGUCAAAGUUAAUGCUGAUGACUAUCUUUUAGUGGAACAAAUUGACAAAGUUUUGGAAAUAAUUGAUGAAUUGAUCAGAGAUAGAUUAAAACCAUCAGUUAAUACUCAGUUUGAUGCAUUAAAGAUCAAAGAAAUUUCAAGAAGUUAA